Messenger RNA from Prunus armeniaca (apricot), 1938 nucleotides. The record is from the annotation of a GenBank genome assembly. NCBI's taxonomy places the organism in Eukaryota, Viridiplantae, Streptophyta, Magnoliopsida, Rosales, Rosaceae.
AUGGCUGCCACCGCUGGAUCUUCUUCAAGCUUUGCCGCUGCUGCUGAUGACCCAGCUCUUGCUCUGCCUUCUGUCCUCAAUGUGAAAUUGGAUCCUACCAAUUACCCCAGUUGGCUGGCGCAGAUCGUUCCUCUGCUCAGGAGCCGCCGCCUGAUCUCUUUUGUCGACGGCACCAGCAUUUGUCCGCCUGCGUUUCUUCCCGGCGCCGACGGAAAACCCACUAACGUGAUCAAUGCAGCUCAUGAAGACUGGAUUCAGAUGGACCAGUUGGUGCUUUCUUGGAUCAAUGGCUCCCUCAGCCACCCUGUCCUUGCUACUGUGGCUAGUUCUAUCUCCGCCCGUGCUACCUGGCUUGCUUUGGCGGCUCUGCUUUCGACUCCGGUCCCGGUUUCUGAUCAUGGCACCGCUGCCAUGGUAGGUUCUGGUGGGUGUGGCUCAGGAGGAGGAGAGAUGAGCAGUAGCAGCACAACAGGUGAAGGAGAUUCAAAGCAGAUGGACCUGCCCGGGUAUAAGUUCUCUCCCACCGAAGAGGAACUGGUUGGCUUCUACUUGAAGAAGAAGAUAGAGGGCAAGGACGCAAAAUUCAGGCGCAGGAUCCCUGUAAUCGAUGUCUACAACCACAAGCCUAGUGAUCUGCCUGCGUUCUUCUUCAGCCAACCGGAUUACAAAUACAAAAACAGCAAGCGCUGCAACAGAAGCACAGAUGAGGGCUUUUAUAAAAGCACAGGCAAGGUUCGUGAGAUCAAGGCUGAACAAUCCCAAGCUGUGAUUGGUAAUAAGAGGAUUUUGUCUUACUACGAAGGUCGUGCGCCCCAAGCCAAGAAGACCAAGUAUGUCAUGCAUGAGUAUUCUCUCACCAAGACUAAACUGGCCCAACUGGGAGCUCAAAACAAUCAGCAGAGGGAGUUAGUUCUCUGCCACCUGACGAAUAAGCCAGCAAAAGUUGCGAAGCUGAAAGAUGAUUCAAUCUCCGGCGAUGAAUUAGCUGAACCUGCUAUCGUUGGCGAAAUCGCCUGCUCUAAAGAUGAUCAAGCUGCUGCAACUGAUAUGAUUCAAGGCCCAGAUGAGCAUCUCGCAGACAAAGAUGCUCUGCUUGGCACUGAGAAUCGUAAUGAAUGCGCCGAGCCGUCCUGUGCUGAUCUUGGAGAAAAUAUGGAUUCAACCUUUCUUCCACCUGAGCAGCUAGCAGCCACAUCAGCCACCACACCCACCUCAGCCACAUCAUUUGGCGGCUUUGGUGUUGGUUCACCUGAUGGCUUCUUGCUCUCCGAUAUCGAUGAUCUGUUGAAAGAGCCGUCCUGUGCUGAUCUUGGAGAAAAUAUGGAUUCAACCUUUCUUCCACCUGAGCAGCUAGCAGCCACAUCAGCCACCACACCCACCUCAGCCACAUCAUUUGGCGGCUUUGGUGUUGGUUCACCUGAUGGCUUCUUGUUGUCUGAUUUCGAUGUUCUGUUUAAAGAGCCGUUCUGUGCUGAUCAGCCAGAUCAGCCACCACACCCACCUCACCCGCAUCAGCCAUCACCCGCACCUCAGUCACAUCAGCCACCACCCCCAUCUCAGCCACAAAAUUACUGCUCCUCCACACUGCCGUCAGCAUCAUGCACCAAGCAGGGAAAUGUUCCCGGUCUCUAUAAUGAUGACUGCAGUAAGCAGCUAUCUCCAACUGGGAAUAAUAUUUCUACGAAUUAUCACUAUGAACCGGUUAGUAACACCGCUUAUGGUGUUCAAAAUGGGGCUACUGAUGAAAGGUUCUCAGAGGUUUAUAAAAUUUCAACCAACGAUCACAAUGAAUCAGUUAGUUCAGAGGCUUACUUUCAGCAAGAAGAAAAUCUGGGAUCAAUCUUUCAUCCAAUUCGGCCACAGGAUUACACACUGCUGUCACCAAGGAACACAGAACUGGGAGAUGUUAUGCAUGCCAGUAACUAUAUUGGCAUGUAG